AGCAGGUGAGAGGCCAAUGCCAGAGGCGCCUGGGAGCAGCCCUGCGGGGGGCCUCGGUGGGCAGUGAGGGGAGGAAGAAGCCGAGGAGAGAAGGGGGCCCCGUGGAACCCCCGGGCUGCCUGCACCGCCUGACCUGCCGCUGAGGUGGGGCUGGGGGCUGGCCCUCUCUGGCCUCCGUGAGCCCACCCCUGGCCAUCAUCGGGGCAUGUCUGUCCCCUGGCCAUUUAACCCCAGCCGGACCAAGGGAAUGGUGGCCUGCCGGGCGGAGGCUCUCCUCUGGGUGGGCGGCAGCGUGGCUGUGUCCUCGCAGUGGCAGCUUGGCCCACUAGUGGAGCGAUGUAUGAGUGCCAUGCAGGCGGGGACGCAGAUGGUGAAGCUCCGUGGCGGCUCCAAGGGGCUGGUCCGCUUCUACUUCCUGGACGAACAUCGCUCCUGCAUCCGCUGGCGGCCCUCACGCAAGAACGAGAAGGCCAAGAUCUCCAUCGACUCCAUCCAGGAGGUGAGCGAGGGGCGGCAGUCAGAGGUCUUCCAGCGCUUCCCCGACAGCAGCUUCGACCCCAGCUGCUGCUUCAGCAUCUACCACGGCAGCCACCGAGAGUCGCUGGACCUGGUCUCACCCAGCGGCGACGAGGCGCGCACCUGGGUCACCGGCCUGCGCUACCUCAUGGCUGGCAUCCGUGACGAGGACAGCCUGGCCCGCCGCCAGCGCACCCGGGACCAAUGGCUGAAGCAGACGUUUGACGAGGCCGACAAGAACGGCGACGGCAGCCUGAGCAUCGGGGAGGUCCUGCAGCUGCUGCACAAGCUGAACGUGAACCUGCCGCGGCAGAGGGUGAAGCAGAUGUUCAAGGAAGCAGACACAGAUGACCACCAGGGGACACUGGGCUUCGAGGAGUUCUGUGCCUUCUACAAGAUGAUGUCCACCCGCCGGGACCUCUACCUGCUCAUGCUGGCCUACAGCGAGCACAAAGACCACCUGGACGCCGCCGACCUGCAGCGCUUCCUGGAGGUGGAGCAGAAGAUGACGGGCGUGACCCUCGAGAGCUGCCGUGACAUCAUCGAGCAGUUUGAGCCCUGCCCGGAGAACAAGAGUAAGGGGACCAUGGGCAUUGACGGGUUCACCAACUACACUCGGAGCCCCGCUGGCGACAUCUUCAACCCGGAGCACCACCGCGUACACCAGGACAUGACAUGGCCGCUGAGCCACUAUUUCAUCACCUCGUCUCACAACACCUACCUCGUGGGCGACCAGCUCAUGUCCCAGUCGAGGGUGGACAUGUACGCCUGGGUCCUGCAGUCCGGCUGCCGCUGCGUGGAGGUGGACUGCUGGGAUGGGCCUGACGGGGAGCCCAUUGUGCACCAUGGCUACACUCUGACCUCCAAGAUCCUCUUCAAAGACGUCAUUGAAACCAUCAACAAAUACGCCUUUGUCAAGAACGAGUAUCCAGUGAUUCUGUCCAUCGAGAACCACUGCAGUGUCGUCCAGCAGAAGAAGAUGGCCCAGUAUCUGACCGACAUCCUUGGGGACAAGCUGGACUUGUCAUCAGUUAGCAGCGAGGAUGCCACCACGCUACCCUCUCCACAGAUGCUCAAGGGCAAGAUCCUGGUGAAGGGCAAGAAGCUCCCAGCCAACAUCAGCGAGGACGCUGAGGAGGGCGAGGUGUCUGAUGAGGACAGUGCAGACGAGAUCGAUGAGGACUGCAAGCUCCUCAACGGGGAUGCCUCCACCAAUCUGAAGCAUGUGGAAAACAUUGCCAAGAGGAAACUGGAUUCCCUAAUGAAGGAGGCAAAGAUUCGGGACUGCGAAGACCCCAGUGACUUCACCGCGUCCACACUGCCCCCGCCUGGCAAACUCGGGCACACGGCAGAGGCCAAAAAGGUGGGAGCCCUGAGGCAGGCGGGGUCGGCCUGCAGCUGGGAGAGGGGCCGGAGCGUGAGGUUUCUGCACAGCUGUGCACACACACCUGCACACACACACACACCUGCCCCCCAAACCUGGCCACACACACAUACCUGCACACACACCUGCACACACACACACACCUGCACGCACACACACCUGCCCCCCCAAACCUGGCCACACACAUACACCUGCACACACCUGCACACACACACCUGCACACACACACACACCUGCACGCACACACACCUGCCCCCCCCAACCUGGCCACACACACAUACCUGCACAGCACUGGAGGAGUGUCGAACGGCACAUCGUGGGGAGCUGAUACGGGCGCGCGAGCGAGCGCUGUUCUCGGGCCUCUGCUCCCGGCACACUUCCUCCACGCCCCUCCCAGCUCCCUCCCUUCCAGGAAGGCGGCCUGGGGCCUCUGGGGGGAGCUGCCCAUCCCAACCCAGCCCCGCUGCCUGUCUCUCCUCCCAGGCCGAGGAGGCCGGAACCAGCAGACAGAACGGCCGGCUCCUCGCCAGCUUCUCGAAGCGCAAGAAAAAGAGCAGCAAGCUGAAGAAGGUGGCCAGCGUGGAGGAGGGGGACGAGGGCCCGGACGCCCAGGGCGGCCAGAGCCGAGGGGCCACCCGGCAGAAGAAGACCGUGAAGCUGUCCCGGGCCCUCUCAGACCUGGUCAAAUACACCAAGUCCGUGGGCAUCCACGACGUGGAGAUGGAGGUGGCGUCCAGCUGGCAGGUGUCUUCCUUCAGCGAGACCAAGGCCCAGCAGAUCCUGCAGCAGAAGCCGGCUCAGUACCUGCGCUUCAACCAGCACCAGCUCUCUCGCAUCUACCCCUCCUCCUACCGAGUGGAUUCCAGCAACUACAACCCGCAGCCCUUCUGGAACACCGGCUGCCAGAUGGUCGCCCUGAACUACCAGUCGGAGGGGCGGAUGCUCCAGCUGAACCGGGCCAAGUUCAGCGCCAACGGCAGCUGUGGCUACGUGCUCAAGCCCCAGUGCAUGUGCCAGGGCGUCUUCAACCCCAACUCCGAGGACCCUUUGCCCGGUCAGCUCAAGAAGCAGCUGGUGCUUCGGAUCAUCAGUGGACAGCAGCUCCCCAAGCCGCGGGACUCCAUGCUGGGGGACCGAGGGGAGAUCAUCGACCCCUUCGUGGAGGUGGAGGUCAUUGGGCUCCCCGUGGACUGCAGCAAGGAGCAGACGCGCGUGGUGGACGACAACGGAUUCAACCCCAUGUGGGAGGAGACCCUGGUGUUCACGGUGCACAUGCCUGAGAUAGCGCUGGUGCGCUUCCUCGUCUGGGACCAUGACCCCAUUGGGCGUGACUUCAUAGGCCAAAGGACGCUGGCCUUCAGCAGCAUGAUGCCAGGCUAUCGGCACGUGUACCUGGAGGGGAUGGAAGAGGCCUCCAUCUUUGUCCACGUGGCCGUCAGUGACAUCAGUGGUAAGGUCAAGCAGGCUCUGGGCCUAAAAGGCCUGUUCCUCCGAGGCCCAAAGCCCGGCUCCCUGGACAGUCAUGCUGCUGGGCGGCCCCCGCCCCGGCCCUCUGUUAGCCAGCGGCUCCUGCGGCGCACGGCCAGCGCCCCAACCAAGAGUCAGAAGCCAGGCCGCAAGGCCUUCCCAGAGCUGGUCCUGGGCCCGCAGGACCUGGGCUCUGAGGGGGAGGCCAGCGACGCGGCACCUUCCAGCCCCGGCCCCGCUCCCGAGGCCCCGGCCCUGGAGGAGCUGGGCAGCCGCAGCCCUCGAGACGCCCACCCCUUCUCCUCCCUGUGCAGCCUGGAAACCAUUGCCGAGGAGCCAGCCUGGGGUCCUGGCCCCCCACCGCCGGGGGCCGUCUCCCCCAGCCACCCCCCUGGAGGGCCCCAGUGCUCUGCGGGGCCCGGCACCAGCUCGGCGAGCCCCCCAAGGGUGGCUCUGGGAGCUUCCGGGCCCCUCCAGCUCGGGACCGGGAGCCAAGGGAACGCUGAGCCAGCCCCUGAAAGCAGGCAGUCGGCGUGCCACGGCGGGGGCCCUGCUGGGGCCUGCAAGGGCGCCCCCGGUAGCCAGACGGAUGGCAGGGGCCACCCCCGGGCUCUGGGCCACGUGCUCAGAAGGGCCAGGAGCGAGGGGCAGGUCCCCUCGGAGUCCCUGGGUGGACGGUGGCCCCUGGCCAGGCCCCGCCCCGUCGUGUCCUUGGAUGCCACUGGCGGUGACCAGCUAUGGCAGGCGCUGGAGCCAGGCAGCCACUGUGGCAGCGUGUCCCCGUCCUCCAGCCUGUCGUCUGGUGACACGGCCAUCGACCUCUCCCUGCAGGGCCUGGGCUUGGGACUUGACAGCCUCCCGGGGGCCCCGGCGGGACGCCUGCCCCUGUGGCCCUGCUUGGCCUCGGCCGCCUGCCUGGACCUGCCCGCUGUGACCAAGAGCAAAUCCAACCCCAACCUGCAGGCUGCUGGCCAGCUGCCUGUGGGGCCUGACGAGCUGCAGCCCCGCCCCCUGGCCCCAUGGCCACCCUGGGCCCACCACCCCCUGGUGGGCCUCCCGGACUGCACUGUGGCUGCCAAGUCCAAGAACCUUGGGGACCUAACCGUGGACGACAUUGCCCCCCGCGUGGAGAGCCCGGGCCGUGGCCUGGGCCUGGCCGGGGAGAGGCCGGCAGGGCGGGGGGUGCGGCUGGACGCCCUGACGGAGCAGCUGCGCAGGCUCACGGGGUUCCAGCAGGCUGGGGGCAUCACGUUGCCCACCACGGGGGUCCCGGCUGGGGAGGGGGCAGCGGGGGCCCCGGGCUUCCUGCGGCGUUCCUCCUCCCGCAGCCAGAGCCGUGUGCGCGCCAUCACCAGCCGGGCCCACCGGGCCCGGGAGCGGCAGCAGCGGCUGCAGGGCCCGAGGGGCUCCCCAGAGAAGGAGCGGGGCACCCCUGAGGGCGCCUGCUGCGUGGGCCAAGAGGGCUGUGGGGAUGUGCCGGCCCCCGCCAAGGGCGCCACCAACCAGCUGUCAGGUGCUGCCGCCACUGGCCUCCUGCUGCAGCCCAGGGCUGGGCGGGGCCCGCGUUUGCUCAGGGUGCGGAGCUGCUGCCCCCGAGGCUGCCGCCUGUCCGGUGUGGCUGUGCCCCUCGGCCCUGCCCCUCCUCCUGGGAGGAAGGAGCCCACCCUGGGGCAGGGCAGAGUUUUCACGAUCUUUUAAGAUCCACGUACACAUAGAAAGAUACUUAAAUUUUUAGAGGCAAAGCUUCUACAAUAAGAAAAUGGUGCCGUGUCCUUUUCCACUUUCCCCUGGUUUCAGCUGCGGGGCGUGUGCGGGCGCGCGUCUGCCGGGCCCUGCCAUGCGAGGCGCCCAGUGACCUGGAGCGUGGCCUCCCUGGCCCGACUGCUGGCUUGUUCUGCACACACUGCUCUGUACGGGACAUUGUAGACUCUUGUAAACUCCUGAACACAGCUCCAAUAAACACGCUUGCGCUUGC
This is a messenger RNA of Orcinus orca (killer whale), 5342 nucleotides long. RefSeq names its product phospholipase C eta 2 (gene PLCH2). The record is from RefSeq and is a predicted model, not a curated record. Gene Ontology annotation, molecular function: phosphatidylinositol-4,5-bisphosphate phospholipase C activity; calcium ion binding. NCBI's taxonomy places the organism in Eukaryota, Metazoa, Chordata, Mammalia, Artiodactyla, Delphinidae. Gene Ontology annotation, biological process: phosphatidylinositol-mediated signaling; lipid metabolic process.